Messenger RNA from Fragaria vesca subsp. vesca, 1399 nucleotides. RefSeq names its product protein SENSITIVE TO PROTON RHIZOTOXICITY 1-like. The transcript is spliced from 2 exons. The coding region runs from base 41 to 1045 and encodes 334 amino acids. Gene Ontology annotation, biological process: response to acidic pH; response to aluminum ion. NCBI's taxonomy places the organism in Eukaryota, Viridiplantae, Streptophyta, Magnoliopsida, Rosales, Rosaceae. The record is from RefSeq and is a predicted model, not a curated record.
CACAGAAAGGAGACCCUUUCUCUCUCUCGCUGAUGAUACGAUGUCGUUUCCCGGCCAACCAUUUCACUUCGCGACGAUGCCAGAGGACCCGGACCCGAGAGUCCCGCUCCAGAAUCUGGACACGGUCCGAACCCGAAUGGACUCCCUCCAGCUCUUCCUCACCCAAUCCAUCAACAACAACACCUUAAUCAGCCAGCACCAGAUGGACCUGGUCUCCGCCGGCAUCUCCUCCGCCAUCCACGAAAUCAUCUCCAACGGCGCCGCUCUCCUCGCCUGCUCCCGCAACCAGAGACCCGGACCCGACCUGACCCGGGUACCCGAGGUUGUCAAGAAAGAAGAGGAGACAAACAACGAGGAGAACGGCGGAGAUUCGGAGAUCGUGGAGGUCGACGCGGUGGAGCUGCUGGCGGAGCACGUCCACUACUGCGAGAUUUGCGGCAAGGGUUUCAAGCGCGACGCCAAUCUGAGAAUGCACAUGAGAGCUCACGGCAACCAGUUCAAGACCCCGGAAGCGUUAGCCAAGCCGGAAAAGGUUGCAACCGGCGGCGGAGAGGUUGUUACGGCCACGCGGUUCUCGUGCCCGUACGGCGGUUGCAACCGUAACAAGGCGCACGCGAAAUUCCGGGCGCUGAAGUCGGUGAUUUGCGUGAAGAAUCACUUCAAGCGGAGCCACUGUCCGAAGAUGUACUCGUGUAAUCGGUGCAACAAGAAGAGCUUCUCGGUGGUGGCGGACUUGAAGAGCCACCUGAAGCACUGCGGCGAGGCCCGGUGGCGGUGCACGUGCGGCACGAGCUUCUCCAGGAAGAGCAAGCUGUUCGGGCACAUGGCCUUGUUCGAGGGUCACAUGCCGGCUGUGGAGGACGAGAAGGCACCCGGGAAUGGUGCGGUCACGGCUAUGGAGGAGGAUGAAGGGAACAUGAUGGAGUUUAAUGGGGAGGGUUCGAAUCCCAUUUUUGAUGACAUUGAUGAUUUUUCGGACCAAUUAUUUAGUGGGUUUGGAUCGAUGGAGGGGUUUCGCUUGGAGGAUAUGUUUGUGGAUUUGUAACAGUGAUGAUGAUGAUGAUCAGAAAAGGGGGAGCAAAGAAUAACCAAGGAAAGUUGCUUUUGAGCAGUGAGCACAUAGCAUCGUUUCUGGGCCGUUUUUGUCCAAUUUUUACAGAACAAUAUGCUCUGUAACACAUUUCUUAUAAGGGAGUUGUUGGCAGGCCAAUAGGGAUGGGGACUGUAGAGAUUAUAAUACAGUGAAGAUUCUCUGUGCUGCUGUUUUUUCUAUAGGAAGAUUCGCUCCUUCUGUUGGCAAUCCCAGAGAAGUGGAUGUGCAUUAUUGAGAUGUAGUGGAGGGUUUCGUUUUCAGAGCAAACCCAUCCAAGGUGAUCGCGGUGUAUUUCAUUGGAACUGU